GGCGGCCCUCGGCGCCCCGCCCUUCACGGGCCCGCCCCCGGCUCCAUCUUGCCCGAGAUCAGUUUGGGACGAGACGCUGCUCCACCGGGUCAGAAUGUCGUACCCGGGCUAUCCCCCCACAGGCUACCCAGCUUUCCCUGGAUAUCCUCCUGCGGGUCAGGAGUCAUCUUUUCCUCCUCCUGGUCAGUAUUCUUAUCCUAGUGGCUUUCCUCCAGUGGGAGGAGGUGCCUAUCCACCAACACCAAGUAGUGGCUACCCAGGAGCUGGAGGCUACCCAGGAGCUGGAGGCUACCCUGCCCCUGGAGGCUAUCCCAGUGCCCCACAGCCAGGGGGAGCUCCAUCCUAUCCUGGAGGCCAAGGGUUUGGAGCCCCACCAAGUGGAGCAGGCUUUUCUGGCUAUCCACAGGCACCCUCACAGUCUUAUGGCGGGGGCCCAUCCCAGGUCCCACUACCUGGUGGUUUUCCUGGGGGACCGAUGCCUUCUCAGUACCCUGGAGGACAAGCUCCUUACCCUAGUCAGAUCAAUACAGAAUCCUUACCUUCCUAUCUUGUUUCCUCUCCUGUUUCUGUGGAUUAUAGCAGUGAACCUGCUUCGAUGACUCAGGGAACUCAAGGAACAAUCCAACCUGCUGCCAACUUCGAUGCCAUGAGAGAUGCAGAAAUUCUUCGUAAAGCAAUGAAGGGUUUUGGUACAGACGAACAGGCAAUUGUAGACGUUGUGGCCAAUCGUUCCAAUGAUCAAAGGCAAAAAAUUAAAGCAGCUUUUAAGACCAUGUAUGGCAAGGAUUUAAUCAAAGAUCUUAAGUCAGAGUUAAGUGGAAAUAUGGAAGAACUGAUCCUUGCCCUGUUCAUGCCACCUACAUAUUAUGAUGCCUGGAGUUUACAGAAUGCAAUGAAGGGAGUAGGAACUCAGGAACGUGUAUUGAUUGAAAUUUUAUGCACAAGAACAAAUCAGGAAAUCAGAGAAAUUGUCAGAUGUUAUCAAUCAGAAUUUGGACGAGACCUUGAAAAGGACAUUAGGUCAGAUACAUCAGGGCAUUUUGAACGUUUACUUGUAUCCAUGUGCCAGGGAAAUCGCGAUGAGAACCAGAAUGUUAACCACCAGCUGGCUCAGGAAGAUGCUCAGCGUCUCUAUCAGGCUGGUGAGGGGAAAUUAGGGACAGAUGAAUCUUGCUUUAACAUGAUUCUUGCCACAAGAAGCUUUCCUCAGCUGAAAGCUACCAUGGAGGCCUAUUGCAGGAUGGCUAAUCGAGAUUUGUUAAGCAGUGUCGGCCGUGAGUUUUCUGGAAGUGUUGAAAGUGGUUUGAAGACCAUCUUGCAGUGUGCCCUGAACCGCCCUGCCUUCUUCGCUGAGAGGCUGUACCAUUCUAUGAAAGGUGCCGGCACAGAUGACUCCACCCUGGUCAGGAUUGUGGUCACUCGAAGUGAGAUUGAUCUUGUACAAAUAAAACAGAUGUUCAGUCAGAUGUAUCAGAAGACCCUGAGCAAAAGGAUUGCAAGUGAUACGAGUGGAGAUUACCGAAGGCUUCUUCUGGCCAUUGUGGGCCAGUAGGAGAGAUUUUUUUAAAUAAGUGAAGCUAUUCAGAGCUUAUCCUUCAAAGCAAUGACUGACCUGCAUGCAGCAACAUCAAUCCUCACCUAACCAAAAGAGCUUUGUACUAAAGACUGUGUCAGGGUAUUGUGCUUGGUUUGCACAUGUGGUUAUUGCCUUAAUUCCAAUGUUAUUUUUUUCUCUAUAUACGAUCAAGUAAAGCCAUAUCACAAUGAUGAAGUAAUAAUGCAAUGUUUGUAAAGCAUAAUUCUCACUGCUCUUAUUCUAAAUAGGAUACCAAAUUGAAUAAAAGUCACAACAGUCUGUAAUUCUGUGUAAUAAUAUUGAAUAAAAAAUUCAAUAUUGAAUAAAUUUGAAUAAAUAUUGAA
Lagenorhynchus albirostris (white-beaked dolphin) is the source of this 1920-nucleotide messenger RNA. It is a transcript of the gene ANXA7, whose product is annotated as annexin A7. Gene Ontology annotation, molecular function: calcium ion binding; calcium-dependent phospholipid binding. Gene Ontology annotation, cellular component: cytoplasm. The record is from RefSeq and is a predicted model, not a curated record. The transcript has 14 exons. The coding region runs from base 95 to 1552 and encodes 485 amino acids. Lineage: Eukaryota; Metazoa; Chordata; Mammalia; Artiodactyla; Delphinidae.